This is a messenger RNA of Caenorhabditis angaria, 2999 nucleotides long. NCBI's taxonomy places the organism in Eukaryota, Metazoa, Nematoda, Chromadorea, Rhabditida, Rhabditidae. The record is from the annotation of a GenBank genome assembly.
AUGUUUGGUUUGUCGAAAAUCAUCAAAUGGAAUGCAUUUUGGAGCAAUUUCUUGUCGAGCAUGCGCCGCUUUUUUCGGUGAGCUCUGGAAACCCAAAAAAAAGCAUUUAUGUUAGCCUAACUCCAUUUUCAGACGAGCUACAGUAUUGAACAUUCAAUAUGAAUGCAAAAAAGGAGAAAUGAAUUGUAAUAUUGAUGGAAGAGGAAGAUUUGUAUGUAGAUUUUGUCGAUUUUUGAAAUGUCAACAAAUUGGAAUGAAACCUGAUAGUUAGUUUAGUUUUUAAAAAAUCACCAGAAUUCUGAAAAAAAUCAUGUUUUUCACUUCAGAAGUUCAAUUAGAUUAUGAUCCAACAUAUUCAAUAAAAGGAUUAUUAAAUGAUGAUUCUGGAAGUGAUGAUUCAGCUACAAAUUCUCCAAGUUGUUCGAAAUCCGAAGAAGAAAUUGAAGAUCAUAAGGAUUUUUUGUUCAAUUUUUCACCGAAACCUUCAGACAAACCAAUUGCAAAAAUUGAUUUUUCGGAUUUGACACAGAAAAUUGAAUAUCUUUUUGAAUGCAAAACAGAAGCUUCUGAAAAAUAUGAGCUGGAAAUAUUAUCGAAUUCACUUUCAGAACCUUCUGAAAAUCAAUUUCAAGAGAUCCAUCAGAUGGAAAUAUUUGAAAUGAUAAAUCUAUUAAAAAAUGAGAUAAUUUGGAAAUGGGCAAAAUGGAUGAAUUCGAGUCAAUUAUUGAGGACAAUUGAGAAACAACAAAAAAUGCAAGUUUUUCGAAAUUCUUGGAAUAUUCUACAUAUUUUUGAGAGGUUGUAUAGAACUUCGAAGAAUUUUUUGAGUGGGCAAAUUCUGAUUUCUGAUGAUUUGCUGUGGAUUUGUGGGAAGAGUUAUUAUAAUAUUUCAAGUAUUUCUGAAAUUUCUAAUCAAUAUUUUGCAAGGUAAGUUAACCAUUAAACACAUACACCGUGACGCACAAUUACACACAGAAAACAUUUGCCAGCUACAGUAGUCGAAUAUAAAUUAUGUUUGCAUGAAUAUCCCACAAGCCUCUAAUUAAUUUUCUAAAAUUUUGAUCUACAGUAAUCUGGGGGUCCUAAAAUCAUGAAUUCAAAUUUCCCGUCCCGCCAAAAUUGACCGCGGGAACAAGAAAAAGUUUUUUUUGGGGAUUUUGAAUUUUCUGGGUCAAACAAUUGUGAAAAUCAUUUUUCACAUGAAAUUUCAAAUUUUGACACAAAAAAAUGAGAAAUUCUAAUUUUUGGGAAAUCCGCUCCAACUGGGAAAAUGUCUUCAAUUGUCCUAAUUAAUAAAAAAUAUAUUUUUUUAUAGAUUAUUCGAUCCAUAUCUUCAAAGAUUCAUUGAUGUAAUUGGAAAGCAAUUAUCCGAAAUGCAAUUAACAAAUCAAGAAUUAAUAUUUUGCCUAAUUCAAUUAAUUGGAUAUGAUACAACAGAUUUAACACAAAAAACUAUUGAAAUUAUCGAAAAUUUGAAGCAUCAAAUUGCUGAUCAAAUGCAUAAUUAUUACUCAAAUUAUCCUGAUUUGACUAAUUAUUCAUAUCGAUUAAUUAAAUUGAUGAAUAUUGUGAAAAGCAUGAAGGUAAAAUCAUUUUGAAUUUUUUGAAUUCUCAAAAAAUUCAAAAAUUUGCAGAAAAUUGCCAUCGAGAAGAAUAAAGUCAAAGAGUUAUUCUACAUUUUCGACAUUUUUCAUGCCGAUAUUUCUGAUCCCUAUUUUUUCGAAAUUUUUUGAUUUUCGGGGAUUUUUGUGCCGAGUUUUAGAAAUAAAUUAUUUGAUUUUUUACUUAAAGUUAUGAAAUCUUCAGGAUUACUGUAGGGAUUACUGUAGACUCACAUCAUUUAUUUGUUUUUAGUCAUAAUAUAGUUUUUCCUCCACAAGACUUUGACAUUUUCAUUUCUCUAACAGUCUCUCUUUUCUCCACACUCUCUCGUUCUCUAUACAAACAAACAUUGCUCAUGGGAGAAAAAACACAUCUUUCCGUUUCUUUUUUUCAAGAAGUCAUGUAGUUUAGCUAACUUCUUCUAAUAAUGUUUAGGAAGAGAAAACAUUGCUCAUAUUAAACUUUGGAGGGAUUUUGAUUUUGCCACGUCAUAAUUCAGAUUUUCUAUGAAAAUUAUAUAAUUUGUUAUUCCAGGUGUACUGUAUUUUUUUUCUGGAGGUUACGGUAUCUAAGUUUAGUUUCAUUUUGAAGCUCUCGAAAUUCUCUACAAAAUCAGCUACAGUACUCUAGGGAUACUGUAGAAUACAAGCUUCCAAACCUAUAAGUGUUUAGUCUCAUUUUGAAGCCCUAAAAAUUUCCUACAAAAUGAGCUACAGUACUUCAGGGCUACUGUAAAAAUUCUAAUUGAUUCCAUGAAAAUUAUAAUACAGUUCUGUGUUUCAGAAAAGUGGGCGGAGCUUGAGUUUGUCUGUGUUUCUCUAAAUCUCUCAAUUUCCCUCAAUCCCUCACUUGUCCCUUUAAAUUGAUGAUUCAUUCAAAAUUUCCUAUAAAAUGUGUCAUUUUGUUGAAUUUUAUCAGUUUUUGUUUUGGUUUUUCUAAAAAAAAUUUUCAAAUUGUGAUUUUUUUCCAGAAAAAUGAACCUCAUUCAUGACAUUGUUGGGACCUUUGUGUGUUUGGUGAUUAUGUUCACAUAUUUUGGAUUUGCUGGAAAUCGUGCUGAAAUUGAAUUCGAGAAAGUUUGCGAGAUGGAUGUGAGUUUGACGGGGGAAAUUUUAAAAUUUUAAUUUUUAAUUUAAAUUUUGCAGCACAUGAUUUGCAGUCCAUUUUUUAAAGCCGGAGUCAAAACGCAUUGCCAAAUCUCAUGCGCAACUUCAGAUUCAACUUCAACUUCAGCACCAAAUCGCCAAGAAUUCUCCAAAUUCAUGUUCAAACUUCUGGUUUUCACUUUCUUCUUCCUCAAUUGGUUCAACAUGGUCAGAAAAUUGUGCAAAAAAUACAUUUUUGCUCCCAAAAAAGUCGCCCCAGCUACUGAAAUUCAUGUGAUUCGUGCAUUUUGA